CUCGCCCGGAAGUGGAGGGCGGCGCGGGGCAGGCCGGGAUGGAGGAGGAAGAGCUGGACUUGGCCUGCGAGCUGGAGGCGGCUCUGCAGCUGGCCCCCGAGGUGCAGCUGGCCGUCGAGCAGGUUUUCCCCAGCCAAGAUCCUCUUGACAGGGCUGAUUUCAACGCUGUCGAAUAUAUUAAUACGCUCUUCCCAACCGAACAAUCUUUGGCGAACAUUGACGACGUGGUGAAUAAAAUCAAGCUGAAAAUAAGGCGCUUGGAUGAUAACAUCCGGACUGUGGUGAGGGGGCAGACCAACGUGGGACAGGAUGGCCGGCAGGCUCUCGAGGAGGCCCAAAAAGCCAUUCAGCAGCUCUUUGGCAAGAUCAAGGACAUCAAGGAUAAAGCGGAGAAAUCCGAGCAGAUGGUUAAAGAAAUUACCCGCGACAUCAAGCAGUUGGACCACGCCAAGCGUCACUUGACUACCUCCAUUACGACCCUGAACCAUCUCCACAUGCUGGCCGGCGGGGUGGAUUCCCUCGAGGCCAUGACCCGGAGGAGGCAGUAUGGAGAGGUGGCCAAUCUCCUCCAGGGUGUGGUGAAUGUCCUGGAGCACUUCAGCAGGUACACGGGGAUCCCGCAGAUCCGGCAGCUUUCUGAAAGGGUGAAGGCCGCCCAGAACGAGUUGGGACAGCAGAUCCUGGCCGACUUUGAAGAAGCUUUUCCUUCUCAAAGCACGAAGAGGGCUGGAGGACCCAGCAACGUCCUGCGGGACGCGUGUCUGGUCGCCAACGUCUUGGAUCCCAGGAUCAAGCAGGAGAUCAUCAAGAAGUUUAUCAAGCAGCACCUCUCUGAAUACCUUUUGCUCUUCCAGGAGAACCAAGACGUUGCCUGGCUGGAUAAAAUCGAUCGGCGCUAUGCUUGGAUAAAACGCCAGCUGGUGGACUACGAGGAGAAAUAUGGCCGCAUGUUCCCUCUGGAGUGGUGCAUGACCGAACGGAUCGCUGUGGACUUCUGUCACAUUACGAGGGCAGAGCUGGCGAAGAUCAUGCACACGAGAGCCAGGGAGAUCGAGGUGAAGUUGCUCCUGUUUGCGAUCCAGAGGACCACCAAUUUCGAGGGGCUGCUGGCCAAGCGCUUCUCGGGGAGCACCUUGUCUGACGCGGCGGUGAAGAAGACGGAGCCGCCGCCACCUUCCACCAACCCCUUCCUGGAGGACGAAACUACCCCGGAAGAAGAAGCCCCGAUGGAAAAGAGCGAUGCUGAGAAACCCAAAAGGCCAAAAGUCCCGGACAACCCCUUCCACGGCAUCAUUUCCAAGUGCUUUGAACCCCACCUCUACGUCUACAUUGAAUCCCAAGACAAAAACCUUAGCGAGCUGAUUGACAGAUUUGUGGGCGACUUCAAGGCCCAAGGUCCCCCCAAGCCAAAUGUGGACGAGGGCGGGGCUGUGCUGCCCAGUUGCGCUGACCUCUUUGUGUACUACAAGAAGUGCAUGGUCCAGUGUUCGCAACUGAGCACCGGGGAGCCGAUGAUUGCCUUGACCACCAUCUUCCAGAAGUACCUCCGGGAGUAUGCUCGGAAGAUCCUUUCAGGGAACUUGCCCAAGACAAGCAGCGGCAGCAGCGGCCUGACCAUCACCAGCCUUCUGAAAGAGAAGGAGGGCUCAGAAGUGGCCAAGUUCACCCUGGAAGAGCUGUGUCUCAUCUGUAGCAUCCUCAGCACUGCCGAAUACUGCUUGGCCACCACCCAGCAGCUUGAAGAGAAGCUCAAGGAGAAAGUGGACUCCAACCUGGUGGAAAGGAUCAACCUGAUGGGAGAAAUGGACACCUUCAGCCAAGUGAUCUCCAACAGCAUCGCGCUCCUGGUGCAGGACUUGGAUGCUGCCUGCGACCCUGCCCUCACGGCCAUGAGCAAGAUGCAGUGGCAGAACGUGGAGCACGUGGGCGACCAGAGCCCGUAUGUCACCUCCGUGAUCCUACAUAUCAAGCAGAACGUCCCCAUCAUCCGCGACAACCUGGCCUCCACCCGCAAGUACUUCACCCAGUUCUGCAUCAAGUUUGCCAACUCUUUUAUCCCCAAGUUCAUCAACCACCUCUUCAAGUGCAAGCCGAUCAGCAUGGUUGGGGCAGAACAGCUGCUGCUGGACACCCACUCUCUGAAGAUGGUCCUUCUCGACCUGCCGUCCAUCGGGUCCCAGGUGGUGAGGAAGGCCCCCGCCAGCUACACCAAGAUCGUGGUGAAGGGCAUGACCCGGGCCGAGAUGAUCCUCAAGGUUGUGAUGGCGCCCCACGAGCCCCUGGUGGUGUUUGUGGACAACUACAUCAAGCUCCUGGCGGACUUCAGCACAGACACCUUUCAGAAGAUCCUGGACAUGAAGGGUCUCAAACGGAGUGAGCAGAGCAGCAUGCUGGAUUUGUUCCGCCAGAAGCUCCCGGCCCUUUCCUCCGGGGUGGAGAACGCGGCCUCCGUGUCGCUGGCGGCCCCCACGCCCGAGCAGGAGUCUUCCCGCAUCCGCAAGCUGGAGAAGCUCAUCAAGAAGAGGCUCUGAAGACGGCGGGGGCCUUUUGCUGCUUCUGCCCCCCCCCCUCCCCCCCGGGCCGGUCCGAGUUCGAACUUGUACUGAUAAUGACAGUCCCGGGCCCAUUCCCUCCCUCUGCCUGGUUUCAGAGACAGCUCAGGUAUAUCCUCAGCAUCAAAACCUGCUGUCGAGAGAAUCUCAAGACUUGUUUCACUUGGGGCUCCUGGCAACAGGCUCUCUUCUUUUGAAUCUUCCCCGGCCAAAAAUCUCCCCGAGCCACGAACCGUUUCCUGCCUUCUUGCUCCCAGUCUGCUCUGUCUUCAUGUGGCCAAGAGCAUCCCAAUACACGACUCCUGCGUGGAAGGGCGAGAGUUGCGCUGCAUUGCUCUCAGCCCCCAACUCUGCUUCGGGGACCAGUCCCCCCGACCCUCCCUCUCCCAUUGGCUCGCCCCCUUUCCCCACACGCCUGCACUCAGCACCACGAGGGCAUUGUUGCUUCCAUGUGGGCGGGCUGUUCUGUGAACCGUGCACCUGCACGACCCCGUAAGAGAAUACCAAAACUGAAUCCAGGUAUACCGGGGCUUGAUCACUGGACGUUCCGGGACUCCCGGUCUCAGUCAAUCGAAAGCAGCCACGCUUGUCUUUCGAGGACUCUCGGAAAGGACACCUCUUAACAUUCGAAGCCUGUCAGUUUAAUCUCUGCCACACACCCCUUGAGUGUGGACUUUCCCCCCUUUUCCCUUAUUUCCGUCCAGCUUCCUGGUUCUCAGUUGUUCCAAAGGAUCAGGGAGGGUUGCCCCGUUUCGAGAAAGCUGGGCUUGCCGCCAGGAAGCCCUGUGGGGAGCUCUUCUCCUUCCCCAGUAAUGUCUCGUACAGCUUACCUGUCGUGGCCGGACGCAUGCUGAAAUUAUGUCAGGGCUCAAGGUAAGGUGUGUAAGAUAUUACCCUCUGUGUGCGUGCGUGCGCUUCUGUGUAAGUUUCAGCCCUGCUGCGGCAACCCUGCUUUUCUCAGAACGGGUAACUGUCCCCCACCCGGCUCUUUCUUGCGAUCCUGAGCUCUCCUUCACCCUCCUCGGCUGCCGGCCCACCGAGACCUUACUUGGACUUCCCUUAUGGCCAAGGCUGCUAGGAGGGGGCAAAGGUUGGUUCAGAGCAACUUGCCACUUUGGCACGUUCAUGAAACAAGCCAACAUAGCUAGCCGCGGCGUAAGAAAUCCUUUAGAUUUAGCUCCACAGGAGCGAGGGCUGCUUUGGGUUCUGCCCAGAGGCAAAGUAGGAUUGAAUAGCUGGACAGUGCCCAGGUUGUGUUUGCUUUCUUGCAAAACGAUCCCUGGUUCCCACCCCUCCCUUCCUUCUACCUUCGCUGACUGUUGCUCCUGCAUUCCUGGCUCAAGAUUCCUGAACAAGGUGACCCUUUCUUGUGCCCAGGCAUUCCGCAGGCUUCCUGGUGGUGAGCAGGCUUCCUGGAGGUGAGCAGAGCUACUUUUUUUUUUUAAAUGGCUCACAGGAUUUUCCUUGACUUUCCUUUUGCUGGGAGACACCCCAUUCUACAGGGCACUGUUUUGGAACAACUGAGUCCUCCAGGCCAGACUUCUGGAGCGGGCCCCUUGCUGACUCAUACCAGGCACUGCCAACUGGAACGGCUUGCUGAAACCAUGAAGGGCCAGGCAGAGGCAUAGGGAGGGGAAAUGACACCGCCCAUCCCCCCCCCCCGCCGUGCCCCACUUAGACGGUGGUCCUCUGGGGUCAGGCUUCUUCUGGUGUGUUGAAAGGAGGAGUCUAAUAAUACAAUUAUUGAUGUCUAGAUCAGAGGUGUCCAACUCUUAGCGCUUCCGAUGUUCAUGGACUACAAUUCCCUUCAGCCCCAAUUGGCCAGGCCAGCAGGGGCUGAUGGGGAUUGUAGUCCAUGGACAUCUGAAGCGCCAGAGGCGGACACCCCUGCCCUAGAUGUUGGCUGACUUCGUUGAACUUAAAUUUCAAAGUUUGAGAUAAUAUCUUUUUGUUUGGCAAAAAAGGGUUACAGGCCGAACCUUCUGCCUUUCCAACCGCCUCUGCUUGUCUCCUUUGGACCGUUGAUGUAGAGAACCAGGCGGUAUCUUCCAGGGGCUGCUAAAGCAGCGUCUCCACCCUCCUCCCCGGGAAUCGGUUACACUCCUUUGACCCUUUGUCCCAUUUGGUUGGGAUCCAGGUCACACAGUGUUGACUCUCGGAGCCGUUCAGCCUGGCAAAAGAACGCCGAGGCAGGUGGGUGUGAUUUUCACCUCUCGGUUUUAUGGACGUCCUUCCCUCAAGAGCAAACAGCACAACUGCUACAUCCGCACCCAGUCACACUCCACAUUCCAGAAUCAAUAGAGGCCAAAAAGGUGAAGGGAAAAAACAACAUUACUCCUGGCACGGAAUUUUUUUUUCUCACAAGCAGUUGACUUAAAAUGCAGGGGAGGGGGCCCAAAAAACCCUUCUGAUAGACAGCCCCCACCUGUUAAAUAAUUACAACUGCUCUUUUUCGCCCUUGCCCCUAACAGAAUAUGUAUUUUCUGUAUUUAUUAAACCAGAAUGUUUCUCGAUGUUACAUUAGGUGUUUCUGUUGUUGUUCAUAUUCUAUUAAUAAAGAGAAUGGGAGCGCCUUUUGAAAAA
Molecule: messenger RNA, 5135 nt
Organism: Sphaerodactylus townsendi
Lineage: Eukaryota; Metazoa; Chordata; Lepidosauria; Squamata; Sphaerodactylidae
Gene: VPS53
Product: VPS53 subunit of GARP complex
Exons: 22
Coding region: 39-2531 (830 amino acids)
Biological process (GO): retrograde transport, endosome to Golgi
Cellular component (GO): GARP complex
Source: RefSeq, a predicted model, not a curated record